AUGAAAUUAUUUACUAAUACGUCCGAAUUUGAUUAUCCAUGGGAAAGAGUUACUGCAGCAAAUUGGAACAAAUAUCCAAAUGAAGUUUCUACCCAUGUCAUUGCAGUUGACGUUUUAAAAAGGGAAGUAAAGGAUAAUGGGAACGUUUUAGUGACAGAACGUUUAAUAACUGUGCAACAAGGUGUUCCACGCUGGAUAAUGACUCUUAUUGGGUGUAAGGAUAAUAAAAGUUAUGUUAGGGAGAUUUCUACCAUUAAUUUGAGGGAAAGAUCACUGAAGAUGCGAUCUUGUAAUUUGUCCUAUGUUAAUAUCCUUAGAGUAUUUGAGUCUGUCGAUUAUAUUCCAGAUCCAGUUGCCCCACACGAGAAAACUAUUUUCAAGCAAGAAGCAAGGAUCACUGCAUAUGGGACUUUUAGUAGGAUCUGUGAUUCAAUGGAGGAGUUUUCCAUAAAAAGAUUUUGUGAUAAUGCACAAAAGGGUAAGAUUGGGUUUGAAAAGGUACUUAAAAUGUUUAAUGACACUACAGAUGAGAUAAGUACUACAAUUGUCAACAAAUACAAUGAAACCGUGGAUGAUAUUAAACGUUACAAUAUGUUCCAAGAUAUUGAGAGAAAAUGUACUAUAUUAUCGGAUUAUUAUGAUAUCUUUAACGAUGCCUUUGCAAGAUCUUAA
Arxiozyma heterogenica is the source of this 672-nucleotide messenger RNA. RefSeq names its product Ups2p (gene UPS2). Gene Ontology annotation, cellular component: mitochondrial intermembrane space. Gene Ontology annotation, biological process: phospholipid transport. The transcript has a single exon. Lineage: Eukaryota; Fungi; Ascomycota; Saccharomycetes; Saccharomycetales; Saccharomycetaceae. The coding region runs from base 1 to 672 and encodes 223 amino acids. The record is from RefSeq and is a predicted model, not a curated record. Gene Ontology annotation, molecular function: phosphatidic acid transfer activity.